GCUGUGUUAAAGUCGUAUCUACAUGUGUUUCUGUGUCUCAGAGAGAGAGAGAGAGAGAAAGAGAGAGAGAGAGAGAGAGAGAGAACUUUGAUUAAAGCAUAGUAUAGAUGUGUAUAUAUUGAGCCCGAUCUAAUUCUUGUCUGCUUCUCUCUUCCCUCUUCGUCCUCCGAAACCAAAGUUUUUCCAAACCAAAUGUGUUUUUAUAUAUUUCUUUUUUUUUUUUUGAUAAAGUCCCCAAAUCUUAAAUUAAUUAUCAUGCCGUUUUGACAUGGUUAUAUGUAUGUUAAGAACUAUAUAUAUAUAUAUAUAUAUAUAUAUAUGUAUGUACGCAUGUACAUGAUGCAUGAAGUAAAUGCUUGAUGAUUAUAGUUGUACGCUUCUUUCUUCAUUUUCAAGCCUUCCUUGAAUCGUUUCUGAUCAGAUUACUUUGCUCUUUUUCCAUCAUCAUGUCUGCAUCUCCUUAACCAAAACCUAUCUAGGUAUUUAUAUAUUUACUUACAUAUUUUCCUCUUCUCUCUCUCUCCCUCUCUUUCUCUCUCCUCUUGAUAUGAAGAAGAGCAACAGCGAUCUAAUAGGUUCAAAGCUCGAAGAACAUGGGUUUCUUGGAUCGAACCAUUGCCCUGGUUGCGGACACAAGCUCCAGAUUGCUAAACCAGACUGGAUGGGAUUACCUGCGGGAAUGAAAUUCGAUCCGACGGAUCAAGAACUAAUCGAACACUUGGAAGCAAAAGUGAAAGGAAAUGAUGGACAUUGUAGAUCUCACCCUCUCAUUGAUGAGUUUAUCCCCACCAUCCAAGGAGAAGAUGGGAUAUGUUACACCCAUCCUCAGAAACUUCCAGGAGUGACACGAGAUGGCUUGAGCCGGCACUUCUUCCACAGGCAGUCAAAGGCGUACACCACCGGAACAAGAAAGCGCCGGAAGAUCAACGGCGAUUCCGGCGCCGCAGAAACCAGAUGGCACAAGACCGGCAAGACCAGACUGGUCAUGGUCAACGGUCAACGAAAGGGUUGCAAGAAAAUCUUGGUUCUGUACGAAAACUUCGGCAAGAACCGGCGACCAGAGAAAACCAGUUGGGUGAUGCAUCAGUACCACUUGGGAGUCGACGAGGAAGAGAGAGAUGGAGAGCUUGUGGUGUCUAAGAUCUUUUACCAGACACAACCAAGGCAAUGUGGUUGGCCUCACGACAAUAUUGAUCUUCCUCGGAUGAUCAAUGGAACUCGUUCGAUCACUUCCAAGGAGAUGGGAACUGCUACUGAUGCUAGGGUUUACUCUCGUGUCGGGGAUGACAUCUCUGCCGUUGACUUUUCGAGGGUUAUGCCAUUUAGGAAUGGCUUCGAUCAUCAUGAGUGCGAAAACAAUGGCGGAUCAUCAUCAUCAUCAUCGUCAUCGCAUCAUCAUCCUUACCUGAUGCAUGAUCACGGCCAUUAUCAUCAACAUCAUCAAUUGGGAGCUAUGAGAAGCGGUCUCCAUAUAUCAUCAUCAUCAUCGUCAUCAUCACUACAUCCAAGUACCAUCCGUACCAUCAUGUCUCACUCUGCGUUGGAACAUAACUUGGUCCUCAACGCUGAUGAGCAGUCCGUCAAUGUACCCGGAAUCAUCCUUCCAAAUAUGCCCUUUCAGCAGCAAGAAUAUUUGGAAGGGCGAUGUGAUUCAGGAUUAGAAGAACUGAUAAUGGGUUGCAAUUCAGCCACUUUCAUCAAAGACGGAAAUUCAGAGCCAAAUCCACUAGAGGCCGAAUGGUCAAAGUAUUAAUUCUUCUCGCUCGAGUCCCACAACCGACCACGAUCAUAGGAAACCAAAAUAUUACAAUUCGUUAUUUACGAAAUCAAAGCAAAAAAAAAAAUGUACAAAUAAUGUUUUACCUGCAUUUAAUGUAACAAUAUAACACGAUCACUACUGUUAAUUAAUACUAUAUAUAACAUCGAAAUCAAGACAUUUGGACUUGUUUAUAUCAUGUUACGUUUGGAAUAUAGUAUGUGAUAAUGAAUAUUGUAUCCUUCUUUUGAAUUUUUUUCGUAUA
Molecule: messenger RNA, 2021 nt
Organism: Tarenaya hassleriana
Lineage: Eukaryota; Viridiplantae; Streptophyta; Magnoliopsida; Brassicales; Cleomaceae
Product: NAC domain-containing protein 73
Exons: 6
Coding region: 548-1753 (401 amino acids)
Biological process (GO): regulation of DNA-templated transcription
Cellular component (GO): nucleus
Molecular function (GO): transcription cis-regulatory region binding; DNA-binding transcription factor activity
Source: RefSeq, a predicted model, not a curated record